Aspergillus calidoustus is the source of this 1563-nucleotide messenger RNA. Lineage: Eukaryota; Fungi; Ascomycota; Eurotiomycetes; Eurotiales; Aspergillaceae. The record is from the annotation of a GenBank genome assembly.
CUCCUGAUUUGAUCUUGCCGAUCUUAUGAGAAGUAUAUAUUUCGGGCGCGACCCGCACCAGCGCUUUUGGGCGGUGACUGUAGCUUCUGGUUAAUCGGAACCCCGAAUUACAGAAGGCUUUACUUGCAGUUAUUGCCAAAGAUAUAGUUCUCUUAAGAGACCGUCCAACGAAGAUAGGGGUGCGUGCCUCGACGGACAAUAUCGGGGCCAUCAUGUUCUUUCAAGCAAACACAACAAACAGUGCAAGAGACCAGCUUUCCUGCCACUCCGCUACAGUAUUCCCCGCUUUGAACCACCGCCGUGAGUGAGCAUGGCCAACAUUUCAUUGCUCCUCCCUCUUAUCAUCCUCAUUCUGGCCCUAGCAGCGGAUUGGUACUGGCAUAUACCCUCACGGGACUGGGAACCAAGGCACCCUGCGACGAGCAUGCAAGAGAACGAGGGCCAACAACAAGAAGGGCCCAGCGAAAGCCCCACCCGCCCGCCGUACAACGAAGAUGAAAUCGUACAACUGAUCAAGGAUAUCUACCGUAUAUACCUAAAAUUAAACUACAUCAAGCGAUGGGAGCUUGUCUGGCCGCCAAGGGAUACGGGCCACGCGAUCAACGAGGCGCUCUGCGAGGAGUUGGGCCUCGACCCAGCUGUGGUCUCGCUGAUGAAGCGGAUUCCAUACUUUUGUGAUUAUUCAACGGCAAAGGAUAUCGAGUUCUACCCAGAUUCUCGCGCAAUGGUCUAUCUCGAGGAUGAUGAGAUCCGUGGUGGACGCGACCCAAGCCUCUUUGAAUUCCAAGAGCCAAGGCUUGAUCACCUCCUGCCUCACGAUAUCGCGCUCAUCUGCGAGGGAGAUGAAGGGAGCAAUGUAAUCUUAGAUGUCAAAAACAGUACGGCAUUGCCCUAUUUAGUUUUUGCCUUGCUUACCUCCAUAUCAGACGUUAUUCGUGUUGAAGGUUUCCACGAUUGGCCUCCAGGGGCUGGCGCGCCCGCCGGCUAUGACUAUCUGCCCGAGCGACCAGAUGAGGAGGAUCAUUACCGAAACUAUUACGCGCACCAUGCGCCGACAUGGCUUGCAUCUUGGUUGCAAAAGAUUAGGUCUCUGGAUGUGAUCCCCGUAAACUACGGUGGGUAUCGUGGGUUGUUCACACAAAACAAGAGCAAGGGCGCUAUUGUCAAAGAUAUCCUCCAGAAUAAAUAUGGCUACCCUGACAACUUCCACGAGGAUCAGUGGAGGCGCGUAGGGAGCAAAAUUUGCUGGGAAACUGGCAAAAGUAUUCUCGAUUACAAUGAUGUGCCCGAUGACUAUGAUGUGGAUUACGAGAAGGAAGAGGCAGAUGCUAUCGCUAAUUAUGGGAAGCCAGUCUACGCCGAGGAGAUUGACGGACCUGAGCAAUGAAGCAAGCUAUGUACUCCCUAGCAUUGAUUUUUUUCCCUCCUGUAUUUAUAUAGCCACACAAUACCAGUAAUCCGGCCAGAGAGCAGUAAAACCAGAGCCAACUGCUGGAUUCCAGUCAAUAAAUGUCUCCUGAGCAGCUCCAUGGUCUGUUGCGAUAGCCCAGCAGCCGUCCCCGG